Molecule: messenger RNA, 1107 nt
Organism: Mauremys mutica (yellowpond turtle)
Lineage: Eukaryota; Metazoa; Chordata; Testudines; Geoemydidae
Product: zinc finger MYM-type protein 1-like
Exons: 3
Source: RefSeq, a predicted model, not a curated record
UACCUAGAUUUGUUUGAUCCAGUCAUGAAAGAGCAUCUACAUAAAAUAACUGAUCAUGAAACACAGGUUCAUGACUUAGGAAAAAAUAUGCAGAAUGAACUGAUUCAAAUCCUAGCAAAUGUCAUUAAAAAGAAAAUUGUAGAAACUGCCCAUUCUGCAAAAUACUUUUCAAUAAUAUUGGACUGUACAGCAGAUGUGAGUCAUGUUGAACAAAUGACGAUGAUAAUUUGUUUUGUGGAUACGGAAAAGUCUGCAGAUGAAGAUAAUGUUGAAGUGCUCAUAAAGGAACAUUUUUUGGGUUUUGUACCACUGAAGGAGAUGACUGGAGCAUUUAUGACUGAAACUAUUCUACAAGAGCUUGAAACAAUGUCAUCAUCUGUUGAAAACUUACGUGGCCAAGGCUAUGAUGAUGGUAGUAAUAUCAAGGGAAACAUUUAUGAUGACUUAAUUGAAAUUUCUGAUCAUACUACCUUUACUGGAUCAUCUGGCAAUACGGCACGUUCAGAUGCAGAAGCUCUUGCAAAUGGCCUUUCCAAGUUCAAAUUUGUGACUUCACUCCUUUUGUGGUAUAAUAUCCUUUUCGAGAUUAACCUCACUAGUAAGCAGCUUCAGGAUAAGAACUUGAACAUACAUUCUGCUAUUCAAAAACUGCAGCAAACUAAAAACAUUCUGGAGGAAUUCAGAAGUGAUGAAGGGUUCGAAAGAACAUUGGUAGAUGGUCUCGAGCUUGCUGAAGAAAUAGACUUUCCGACAGAAUCUGAACCAGAGCCAGUUCGCAUUUGGCAAAAGAAACAGCAGUUUUCAUAUGAAGGAUGAAAUACGCCCAUUCAGAACCUCAAACAAAGGUUCAAAGUGAAUUUCUACUUUGCAGUCCUUGAUACCGCUCUUCACUCGGUUGACGAAAGAUUUCAUCAGAUGCAGCAGCUAGAGUCAGUAUUUGUCUUUCUAUAUGAUAUCCACAGCUUGCAAAAGAAAACAGCAAAACAGAUAAGAGAAUUUUGUAUAAAGCUGGAGUUGGCAUUGACUCAUGAACAUUCAAAAGACAUAGAUGCUACAGAUUUGUGUAGUGAGCUAAACAUUGGUUGGACAGAUGGACAAAUCGAAUAA